Gryllus bimaculatus (two-spotted cricket) is the source of this 479-nucleotide messenger RNA. The record is from the annotation of a GenBank genome assembly. NCBI's taxonomy places the organism in Eukaryota, Metazoa, Arthropoda, Insecta, Orthoptera, Gryllidae.
AGGUUUUCUACCGCGUGAACUAUCGAACGCGGCGCAACUGGGCGCUGCUUGGCGGCGGCGCUGGCGGAACCCCGCGCGCGCUUCGAGCGCGUGGGGGCGUCAUCACCGCGCGCAGCUGCUGGACGACGCGCUCGCUGGCGCGCGCCGGCCGCUCGACUACGCCACACGGGCGCUCUGCCGUCACGCGCUACCCUUGAGCGCAUCGAGCUCGAGUUCCUGCCGUGGAAGGCGCCUUCAACGCGCUCGGCUACCUCGACUUCAGCAUGCUUCAUCAAGACCGGCCACUACGACAAGUUCAAGCUGGCGUGCAGCUGGGGCUGGACGACUGCGUGCGUCACAGCGUCACGCUCUUCCAGAACCUGGCGCAGCACGCCGACCCCGACGCCAACAACGCCGUGAGUCCACCCUCCCCAGCCCCUGCCUGGACCGCACAGGCGCGACUCGGGGGACCUAGUCUACCAGUUGGAAUGAAUGGUUUA